AUGGUUAUUAUGCCUUACAAUGACCUUCUGUUCACUGUCCAAGAAAAUCAUCUUACACUCCUAUCAGCUUGCCCAACUCUCUUCUACUUCACUCUUACUCAACGCUCUAAAGUCGUAGAGAUGACCAGAACAAGAGAAGGACAAACAGUGAAUGUCAAAUACAGAAGAACACAGCAGCAGCAGAAACAACAGCAUCUGCAACAACAGCAGCAUCUGCAAAGACAGCACAACAACAAAAACAUCAGUAACAAAAACAUCAGCAACAAAAUUAGCAACAACAACAUCAUCAGCAGCAACAACAACACUAGCAACAACAGCAUCAGCAACAACAACAUCAGCAGCAACAGCAUCAGCAACAACAAAAUUAGCAACAACAACAACAGCAUCAGCAACAACAGAAUCAGCAACAUUAGCAACAACAACAGCAUCAGCAGCUACAACAACAACAUUAGCAACAACAAGAACGUCAGCAACAACAUCAGCAACAGUACAACAUCACCAACAACUACAACAACAGCAACAACAUCAGCAGUCUUUAUUAAAGAUGGUGAUUUUUGGGUAGAGCUGUGA
Biomphalaria glabrata is the source of this 570-nucleotide messenger RNA. Its product is annotated as GATA zinc finger domain-containing protein 15-like. The transcript has 3 exons. Bases 1 to 570 code for a protein of 189 amino acids. The record is from RefSeq and is a predicted model, not a curated record. NCBI's taxonomy places the organism in Eukaryota, Metazoa, Mollusca, Gastropoda, Planorbidae.